Molecule: messenger RNA, 4382 nt
Organism: Camelina sativa (false flax)
Lineage: Eukaryota; Viridiplantae; Streptophyta; Magnoliopsida; Brassicales; Brassicaceae
Product: katanin p80 WD40 repeat-containing subunit B1 homolog KTN80.2
Biological process (GO): microtubule severing; microtubule depolymerization
Cellular component (GO): katanin complex
Molecular function (GO): microtubule binding
Source: RefSeq, a predicted model, not a curated record
UAAAAACUUUCUUUCUUCUUCUCUGUUUCUUCUUUUUCUUGGUUUCUGCUUUCGUGUCGUCGUCACUAUUUGAAUCUGAUUUUUGUCUCCUCGUUUCUUUCUCUAUCUUCUUCCUCGAAUCCGAUUCUUUUUUUUUUUGGAUUUCAAAUCUCAACGGGAAGCAACCUCUCUUUCUUCAUGCUUCUCAAAUUUUGAAUCUCCCAAAAAUCUCGAGCUCUGUCGUUUAGUGACAAUUGGGGAUUUUCUUCAGCUCCGAUUCACCCAAUUUUUUUUUUCCGAUCGAUUCAGCAGAUUCGAUUCUGGAUUUCUCAUCGGAUUUGAGUAGAAAAUGGCGAAGCGUGGAUAUAAGCUCCAGGAGUUUUUGGCACAUUCCGCAAAUGUGAAUUGUUUAAGUAUCGGAAAGAAGACGUCUCGGCUCUUUAUAACUGGUGGUGAUGAUUAUAAAGUCAACCUUUGGGCGAUCGGCAAGCCUACUUCUUUAAUGAGUCUAUGUGGGCAUACUAGUGCAGUGGAUUCAGUAGCUUUUGACUCCGCAGAAGUUUUGGUGCUUGCUGGAGCUUCUUCGGGUGUGAUCAAGCUGUGGGAUGUAGAAGAAGCAAAGAUGGUUCGAGCUUUUACUGGACAUAGAUCCAAUUGUUCUGCUGUUGAAUUUCAUCCCUUUGGUGAAUUUUUGGCAUCGGGGUCAAGUGACGCCAAUCUAAAGAUUUGGGACAUCAGAAAGAAGGGAUGCAUACAGACAUACAAGGGUCAUACUCGUGGCAUCAACACUAUCAGAUUUACUCCUGAUGGUCGUUGGGUAGUGUCAGGAGGACUUGAUAAUGUUGUAAAGGUAUGGGAUUUGACUGCUGGAAAGCUUUUGCAUGAAUUUAAGUUUCAUGAAGGACCUAUCAGUUCGCUAGACUUCCACCCACUCGAGUUCCUCCUAGCCACAGGUUCUGCAGACAGGACUGUAAAGUUCUGGGAUUUGGAAACGUUUGAAUUGAUUGGAUCUACCCGACCAGAGGCAACUGGAGUUCGUUCAAUCAAAUUUCAUCCGGAUGGGCGAACCCUUUUUUGUGGUUUGGAUGAUAGCUUAAAGGUUUAUUCAUGGGAACCAAUAGUUAGCCAUGAUGGUGUUGAUAUGGGAUGGUCAACGCUUGGUGACUUAUGCAUCAGCGAAGGGAAGCUCUUGGGUUGUUCAUACUACCAAAAUUCCGUAGGGAUUUGGGUGUCAGAUAUAUCGCAAAUCGAGCCAUAUGGCAUUGGAUCUGCGGAUAAAAAAGAAUGCGUGGAGAAAAUACUCAGUGCUCUGGACGAUCAGUCCUCUGAUAGAAUAAGGAGUAGCCCAAGGCGCAGCUCAUCUCCAGAUUAUGAGACAAAAGAGAUAAAAAACAUAUACAUCGACUCUGCAGGUGGAAAUUCAGCUGUUGCACAUAAGUCAGUAUCUCUAAUUACUCCGAAAGUCAAGGCAACUUCUACUGGACAAGAAGUGGACAAUAAAUCUCUCAUAUUGCAAAGUGUUGUACCAUGGGAUUGUGAUAUUGGGAAAGACUCUUCUGAUUCAGGAAAGGAAUCUAUCACUUUCGCAAAAACAAAACCAGGCAUGCUACUGAGACCGGCUCAUGUAAGAAAGACGCCAACAAAGUAUGAUGAGACCAAGCAGUCAGUGGCCGUUCAAUCUGAGAUUCCAAAGAAAAGUGCAUCGGACGAUGAGAAGAAGCUAGAUACUGAGACAGCAUUUGAUUCAGAAAGAAGUGUCAGGAAACCAUUUGAUGUUGACGAUUCUAUCAUCAAGAGUAUAACCAACAAGUUUGAACAAGCUUUAUUACCAGAAUCACCAACUGGUAUGCUGCUCAAACCACCUCGUGUACAGAGAUCACCAAGUACUAAAUUCAAUGAGGCAAGAUGUGCGGCAUCCGUUGAUUCUGGAGCUUUAGACAGUAAAUUGAGUGGGUUAGAGUCCCCAAAAGACAUAGACUUGCCAACAGGGCUUAAGGAUGACAGAGGUAGUAAUCCGUGUGAGGACGAUAUCGAUAACAAGAGCAUUUCAAGCAGGUCAGAAAGAGUUCUAUCACCAGAGAAAGCUGGUGGUGAUUUAAAAAGCCUUGAAUCCCCAGGAGGUAGCAAAGGAUCAAACUCUGUGAAGGUUGUUAGAGGAGUAAAAGUUGUUUCGGGAAGGACGCGGUCAUUGGUUGAGAGGUUUGAAAGAGGGGAAAAAAUUACUCACUCUGAAGACAAAGCAGCCAGUGCAACAAUAGUUGAGAGCUCUGAUGCUGUAGAGGAAGAGUCCCAGACAGCAUCUGUACAGGCAGUUAGCACGACGCCCACCCAGGUAAUGCCAGUUAAACUUGAUCAGGCAACUAACUCAACGCCAGUUGAAGCUCCUGCGUUAUCAACACGACGAACUAGAAGUACUCCAGUCAGAGUAAUGCCUGUGGUACUCGGUCGAGACACUAAUAUGGCAACUGAUGCGCCUCCUGUAACAUCAACACGACCUGAUAGGACUUCUUCUACUAAUUUGAUAUCUGAUGUGUCUUGUGUAACAUCAACACGACAAGCUAUGACUUCUCCAGCUCCAGUCAUGCCUAUGAUACUCAAUCAGACAUCAAAAUUGAAAUCUGACGAGUCUCCUGUAACAUCGACACGACCUGAUAGGCCUUCCUCUACUAAUUUAACAUCUGAUGAGCCUGGUGUAACAUCAACACGACAAGAUAGGACUUCUCCAGCUCCAGUCAUGCCUAUGAUACUCAAUCAGACAUCGAAAUCUGAUGAGCCUGCUAUUAUAUCAACACGACCUGAUAGGCCUUCGUCUACUAGUUUGGCAUCUGAUGAGUCUGGUGUAACAUCAACACGACAAGCUAGGAAUUCUCCAGCUCCAGUCAUGCCUAUGAUACCCAAUGAGACAUCAAAAAUAAAAUCUGAUGAGCCUCCUGUAACAUCAACUCGACCUGAUAGGCCUGCAUCUACUGAUUUGAUAUCUGAUGAGUCUCCUGUAACAUCAACACGACAAGCUAAGACUUCUCCAGCCCUAGUUACGCCUGUGAUACUCAGUCAGCGUCAAAAAACUAACAUGAAAUCUGAUGAGCCUCCUGUAAUAUCAAGAAGACCACUUAGGACCUCUUCAGCGCGAGUAAUGCCUGUGAUACUCAAUCAAGCAUCUAACUCGUAUGAUGAGCGUCCUGUAUCAGCUUCACGAUCAGCUAGAAAUUCUCCAGCCCGUGUAAUGCCUAUGAAACUCAAUCAAGCAGAAAAUAUGCCAUCUUAUGAGCCCCAAGUUGCAUUAACACGAUCAGCUAGGAACCAUGCCCGUGUAAUUCCUGGGAGAAACAACCAAGCAAGUAACUUGGCAUCUAAUGCAUCUCAUAUAAGAUCAAGGCAGCGAUAUAGCCCAACUCAAACGCUGGCAACACCUGCAGUACUUGAUCAUGUGACUGAUAUGACACUGGAUGAGGCAUAUAUAACGGAAACUCAACCAGCUUGUGAUAUUUUAACCCAGGAGGAAGAGCCUCAGAUAUCUGGGAGGGAAAAUGAUGGUGACAUUUGGGAGACUUUAAUGGAAACUCAUAAUGAAGUUUUAAACACUCUUCAAUCAAGGUUAACAAAAUUACAGAUUGUAAGACAUUUUUGGGAACGAAGUGAUAUUAAAGGUGCGAUCAUGGCCUUGAGAAAGCUGUCAGAUCACUCUGUUCAAGCAGAUGUGAUCAGUAUUCUAACUGACAAAACAGAGAUUUUAACAUUGGAUCUGUUUUCUCAGUUAGCACCCGUCCUCACAGGUUUGUUGGGCAGCAGGACUGAGAGGCCUGUAAAUGUCUCCUUGGAAAUGCUCUUGAAGCUUGUAGCAGUGUUUGGUACAGUUGUACAAUCAACUGUUUCAGCACGACGAGUCGUUGGCGUUGAUCUUCAUGCGGAAGAAAGGUUACAAAUGUGCCAAAGUUGUUCUGCGGAAUUGCAAAAGGUUCACAAGAUUCUUCCACUACUCACAAGGCGAGGUGGUCUCAUAGCAAGAAAGGCUCAAGAACUAAACCUAGUUCUUCAAACACCUUAGCUCCAGAUUCAGAUUUUCAGAUUCAGGCCUCUCUGUGACUUCUCCAAUUUGUACAUUAUGAAGAAACUGUCUUCAUGUUCCUUCAGGCGAUUUUGCAUCUGUUGCGUUGAAGACUCGCCGAACAGUCACAGUUUCUUGUGGCGGAUUUUGCGCCUGGGAAGAACACUGCGAAAAAUCGGUAUAUGCUGUAAAUCAAUCUAUGUCUGGGAUUAAAGUUGUUGUCCUUCUUUAGAUUCUUGAUUCAGUGAAUCUCAAAUGUUUAGCGAAAAAGGCAAUUACAAACGUCUCUCUCUCCAUGUGAAUGUAAUAUGCAAUCUUAAUGAGAAGACACCAUCAGUAUAUGAACAUCAUUUGGCAA